Molecule: messenger RNA, 6800 nt
Organism: Strongylocentrotus purpuratus (purple sea urchin)
Lineage: Eukaryota; Metazoa; Echinodermata; Echinoidea; Camarodonta; Strongylocentrotidae
Gene: fbxl16
Product: F-box/LRR-repeat protein 16
Exons: 3
Coding region: 939-2426 (495 amino acids)
Biological process (GO): SCF-dependent proteasomal ubiquitin-dependent protein catabolic process
Cellular component (GO): SCF ubiquitin ligase complex
Molecular function (GO): protein binding
Source: RefSeq, a predicted model, not a curated record
GAGCGAAUGUAAUAAUCCUAUUAACUGUAUGUAGUUUACGAGACAGCGGAUGUUUUCAUUUUAGGGUUCAACCGUGUAUGAUGCACGUUCAUUUUAUGAGCGAAGUGGGCACACGACAGUUUCGCGCCUUGCAGUUACACACAGCUAGUGUGUUAUUUGCGGAGCAUCAUAGUCGCACUGCUUAUUCCACAGCUGCAGAAAGAGCGGGCUUUGCUAUCUCCACACGACAAGUUGCAUCGGAAGAUCGGAAUCUCCGCAACACACGCACUAUGUACGUCGGUAUAUUUACGUGAGCAUCUCGCUGUAUCAGAUCGAAAACCGACGCCGCGGCGUCUUGCAGAAUCCAAUCUACUUUAUUAUACCAUCCUACGCACUAACAGGGAAGAAAACAGGAGCCAUUUUGUUGAGCUGUACAUCUCAUUUUAAACUUCAGGAAUAUACGCAAAACUCCUCCCAAGCGGCCGUCAUCUUACUGAUGUGGUUAGAUAUGACUGUGUGUGUGUGAUUGUGAUCGCACCACCGCCUAGGUAAAUACGCCGUUAACCGAAUGCAUUGUGGAGAUACGGAGAAAGGUAUUCAUAUCUGGUCCUGAUAUAGAAGCCUGUGGUUGAUCUCAUUUACCGUGUGUUUAAGUGCAAAUGGGCACAGCGGGUUAGGGGAUACACGCUCCCCAUGUGAAUAUCACAAUCUCGCUGUGACGACGUCAUCCUGCGAGUGCUUUAUGACACAAGCGGUGUCUGGAAACUCGGUUUCGAUUUGAUGUCGGCCAAUUUCAUUGUCAUCAGCACACACGGUUUUUCCAUCUGUUUCAGGAUAGAGUGAUCACACAGCACAACGACUACUACAAUCAACAUAUAAGCCAACAGGUUUGUGCUAUACGCUUGGGUUAAUACACGCAUGGCAAAAGGGAGAGGGUGAAUCGAUUUGAUUGGAGAUUAAUGGCCAGUGUUCUUGUAUCACGAACGAGUGCACCUACAAACAUGAAUGGAAUACCGGACUCUGAUGGGGAUAGCCCCACACACAUGCAGCAGGGAGGAGGUUCCCCUUGUAAGCCAGCCCGGCAACAGGAUGCAAGUGGUGCCGAGACCUACGUGAAACUUAGUCCAAAUGAUCUUGGUGCUUCUUGCGAGGGACUCGCUAUGAUGACACACAAUGGACAGUCGGCAUCCAAGCAACAGAUGGGUGGAGGAAGCGUCCAGAAUGGAUGUGAAGGGGCAGAGUCCUCACCAACAGGCCAUGUCCUCUUUACAGCACAAAGCUUCGAGGAGCUCUUCCUAGACAAGAUCUUCUUGCAAAGACUCUUCUUGUACCUCACGCCGGUAGAGCGUUGUGGACUCGCACACGUUUGUAAAAGUUGGAAGGAAGUGUUGUACCAACCAAUGUUCUGGAAGACGGUCACACCAAUCCUCCACCGCAGAGACUUGUACGAGGAACAGGAUGAUGGCAACAAGAACUUCACAUCCUUAUCUAGUUUCGAGCUGCGUGGUUUUGAGUCUGUUUGUUUGGUCAGCGUUUCAGACUUGGACAUCUGUGAGUUUAUUGACCAUUGUCCACGAACAAAGAAGUUCCUACGCGCCAUUUCCCUGAAACGCUCCACAGUGACAGAUGCAGGAUUGGAGGUCAUGCUGGAGCAACUGGGAACCGUAACCUCACUGGAGCUAAGCGGGUGUAACGAUUUCACGGAAGCGGGACUUUGGGCAAGUCUCCAGCCGAGGUUAACGGCUCUGAGCAUUAGUGAUUGCAUCAAUGUUGCAGAUGAGAGCGUGGCGGCCAUUGCGCAGAGGCUUCCUCACCUGCGUGAGCUCAACCUUCAGGCUUACCAUGUGACCGAUGCCGUCCUGGGCUGUCUGGUGGCCCAGAGAUGUGGCACGCUGACCACUCUAAGGCUCAAGUCCUGCUGGGAACUGACCAACCAGGCAGUAGUGAACCUGAUCCACUGCCUGCCACAGCUCACUACCCUCUCACUGUCUGGGUGCAGUAAGAUCACGGAUGAGGCUAUUGAGCUUAUAGCCGAGAACCUGGGGCAGCUCAGGUGCCUGGAUCUAUCAUGGUGCCCUCGUAUCACAGAUGCUGCUUUGGAAUACAUCGCGUGUGAUCUACCCAAACUAGAGGAACUAACAUUAGACAGAUGUGUCAGAAUCACAGAUACAGGGGUUGGAUUCCUCGCCACCAUGGGAUGUUUGAGGGCGCUAUACCUCCGAUGGUGCUGUCAGGUUCAGGAUUUUGGACUUCAGCAUCUGUACGGCAUGAAGAGUCUUUUGGUGCUCUCCGUUGCAGGUUGCCCUCUUCUCACUGCGUCGGGUCUAUCAGGUCUUGCCCAGCUGAAACAAAUGGAGGAGUUAGAAGUCACCAACUGCCCCGGAGCAUCCCCGAAGCUGCUCCAGUAUUUCUCUGCUAAUCUGUCUGCUUGCAUCCUCAUCCAUUGAGCCACUUUGUGUACGUCCCCAAAAUGAAAAGAAGAAAAGCCCCUCUCAUAGUAAUCGGUCGACUUACUUUUGCCGGCUUAAAUGGCUCAAGUCGUAGAGAACUCGGGAACAACUCUGCAUAGCUCGCCACAAGUCGUGCUGACUCAUUACAAGCUUUUGAACUCAUUUACUAGUGUGUAUAUCUCAAGGAGGAAAAGAUGAAUAGCUCCUUCCAUACCUUGCCAGAGUUGGUGCAGAGUUUUAAACCCCGAGCUAGCUCGGCAAAUCGCAGAAAAAUGUGAAACUCCAUGCAGGUAACGCCCUCGAGCUAACAACUCGGGGAUAGAUCGUCAUGUCUCGUGGUUUUUUCAAACACGUUACAAAUACACAUUCACGAAGUGACGGUAGUGAAAAAAAAUUGCAUUCACUUUGCGUUACGAUUUUCCUCACUACCGUCACUUCGUGAAAACAAGGACGUAGUGUCUAUUUCCGAGCUCGGGGUCGUUAGAGCUCGGAGAAGUUGGUAAACCGAUCGGGAUAGCUCGGCAUACUUCGUAGCAACUCGUACUUACUCGUACACUUUAUGCACGCAUUAAAUCAGACUCGAACUACCUAAUAAAUAAGACGCACCCCGCGUGCAACAGAGCUCGGAAAAGAGCGCCAACUAAAUCUAAAAGUUAAAGUCGAAGUAAAGGUUACCUUCACACCUUAUUCAAUGUAAAAAUACAAUUUUUAUUUUAUCAGUACAUUCCCACCAAUAUUCUCUCUCAUAACUUUUUGCACGAUCUAAGAAGUUGCUCAUUAAUUGAGGAGUAAACCCCCUUUUAUUCACCACAAAUCCUAAAACAAUUAACAUGGCACCGAUCGGGUUAAUAUAGUUUAUUCGUUUUUGCAAUGUUUGAAAGUUGAAAAAGUAAAAUGUCGUCAAGCUGCAGCAUUUGUGUUUCUGUUGAGGUAUUCCUUUCCCCGAUUCGUUUGAUUCAUAGUAUAAAUAGUUUCAGAGUCGGCAGCCAUUUCAAAUUGAGAUGGCCAUCGGUAGACUAAUAUUGCAAUGUUGUUUCAAAUGCUUUCCCGUUUAGAAGCCGUAUGCUCUAACCCCAUGUAACAAGGGGUUCUUCUUUAUAAUAUGGAUGGGUCAUGAGGGGGUCAUGAUAGUUCCCCUGCACCCUUUUACUCCCUCCCCUUUGAGAAGAAAAACAACAGAACAGAAAUUUUCUUUUAACCUCCGGACCUGCUUGUGCGAAAGAGAAAAAAAAACGAAGUUAUGGAAUUAUGUGAUAAUGAUACCAAACAGUGGUGACGAUAAGAAGCAAUAUUAACAUGAUGAAGGAGCGAAGAAGAGAAUUAUUGAAAUUGUAAAAGUAAAUGUUAGACGGGGAAAAAGAAAACGGGGGAGAAGAAAAGAUGGGGAAGCUAGAAAAGACAAGAAGAUUAAGAAGUUUCUGAUGGUGAGGAGAAGAAGAAAGCAUGAUGAAAAAAAGGGGGAGAGGAUGAUGGAGGAAGCAAGGGAGGAAAGUGAAUGGGAAGAGAAAGAAGAGGUAAAGAUGAAAAAUUGAGAAGAGAUGAUGAAGGUAAUUACGAAACUCUGGAAAAAUGGAAGAAAGAAGCACAAUUGAAACCCGUUAAACGGUUUGGUUUAAAUCUCGAGGGAAAAAUUAGUCUUACAUGAAUAAAACAUCUCUCGUAACCAGGCAACAUAAGUGGCGAAAGAGCAAACGCAAUAUUGCAUUUGAUUUGUAUGCUUUUCCUGUCAGUCAAUAUCAACCAUGCAUUGACGUUUCUGUCAAAGAAUCAGACACAUUUUAUAUUCAUAUAGUUAUGAAGAUUAUCUCGUUUUUAUUUUGUGAAUAAUAUAUAAUGCUAUUAAAUUUUAUUGAGAGAAUUUCUUUUUCCAUCAGAUGUAUAUAAUCAUUAUCAUUGUCAUUAUGAUUCUAUGUUGCUUUAUUUUCUGCUUUGUGUUUUCGUUAUUAUGCAAAUCAUUGAUGUAGGUUGUUUCUUUGUUUGUCAUUAUUAUAUUCAUCCAGUCGAGGAAGUGCUUAAUGUUGUAUGCGGAAUUCAAUUCACGGGAACGGGUGAACAUGGUUAAAAAGAAGAAAAAAAAAAAUCUUCCAUUUGACAUCGAGCUUUGUCUUCUCUGACUUCAUGGCGUAAUCGCCACUCUCAUAGCUAUAUCAAAAUCACUGACUGUAUAUUUAUCAAUUUUUUGUGCAAUAUAGAUUUCUUGUUUUCUUGCUGGACAAGACUGUGUCUCCGUGGCUCUAUUUUGUUUUCAAACUACUUAACGAUAUAAUAAGACUUAUUGAUUCACGAUACGUAGCAACAAAUUGAGAUUCAUAAAUUGGGUUAUUACUUAGCGUGAAUGCAUACUCAACAUUCUUCCUAAUAUGAUAACUUGUAUCGCGGUCGCGAAGACUUUCGGGAAAUCAACCUUGAGCAAUUUCAGUAGCCUUGCCCAUCACCUAUAUUGGAAUGUGCCAACAUUACAAUGAAGUAUUACGUAAUCCGAAAUUGAUUUCUUAGGGACAUUAAAGUUGCCAUUGAGUUGAUUUUUCGAGAGUCUUUGCGAUCGCAUUGUGUGCAAAUUUUAACUUCAUGUGGGUGAGAGUGCAAGUUUCAACUUGGCAUUUCUGCCUGCAAAGAAGGGAGAAAUAUAGUCGUAUCGAUUUAUACAGGUAAAAUGUGCAGAUCUAUUGAAAGAGGAAGAAGUAUGUUGAUGUCACAAUUCGUUAACGCACAUCUAUGUUUAAAUACUCGUAUAUCAAUAAGUGAAACAUCUUGCCGAGACUGCAAUGAUUAAGGCAAAAAUUGUGUGCUACGUAUUGAUUAAAAUAGAUAUUGCGUUGAUUGAAUCAUGCCAUUGACUCUGCUGCCGUUCAGUGGCAAUCUGUAUAAAACUGUAAACGAUGUAGAGUACAUUUUAUAUUUUAUUAAGUAAAUUCAAAGACAGUGCAAUUGUAAUGACACUUAUCUCGCAUUGCUCGAAUUUAUGUUUUUCGAGAUGCAUUUGUGAUGACUUUAAUGUGAACCGAUAUAGCCUAGAUUUUGUACAAAACUACGAUGUUAAAUUCAGCCGUGGUAGGCCUAUAGCCUUGCAAGUUGUGGGCAUACAUUAUCAUUCAUCGUGUAUUUCCAGCAUUUUCCGCAUUUCCCGGUAAUUUUCAAUAUCAUUCAAAACCACCGUCCCAACUUGUCUUUUAAGCACUGUAAAAAUCAACACAUUUGUCUCGUUAUAGACGCAUGGUGUAAAUAAAUAAUCGUUAAUUUGGUUACCUCACCAACACCACAAUUGAAUUCAUAUGAUGUCAUAUAUACAUACAUAGGAGGUGCUAUAUUUGACUCGAAAUGUAUUGAUUGUGCCCUAAAUCAUUUGUGUUCACCAAUUCGUGUAUAAAAAAAACUAUAAACGAAAAGAUUGUCGGCAAAAAAAAAUAGAACAUGCAUAUUGUUGUCUUACUUGUAUUUACACCAAAGUAGCGCGCUCACAAAUACAGAGACAUAUUUUAAAAUGUCUAAUUGUAGCUCAACAUUUCUUAAUAUCUUUGUGCAAUCGUUAAGUAGAGCAUCCUUGAGAGUAUUUUAAAAUCACGUGUAAACUCGUAUGAAUUCGGCUGUGAGGCUGUACAUAAUUAGUAUUCACGUAUUAAAAAAAAAAGGCUUUUAAAAUAUGAAUCAUCUCUGUGCUCGAUGGAUGAUAAACCUAGAAACUAUUUUAAAUUUAAUUCAGGACAAAAAAGGUGCGAAAGGUCAUACGAAGAUGUAAAAUUCAUUGUAUAAUAUUUAGCUUUAGUCAGGUCCCGCAAAAGGUCAUGACCCUUGCACACGAGGCGUCAGUUGGAUUGCGUCAUGAAUGCGCUAAUAAAAUCAAUCGCGCUAAUGAAUCAUGGGAAGAAACUGAGCGCAUCGACGCGGGGAAUGCCUAAAUCGAUGCCUCUAUUUUGUGCAACGGGCAUUUACGACUUAGAGUAACUUUAAAAAUUAUAUAAGUAAGUUAAUCUUUGAUGGUGCAAUGAGAUAACUAAGCUUUACGAAGAGGCUAAAUUUAUUUAUUGGACAUAUUGCAAUCGUGUUGAAUUACUUGAAUGACCCUGCUUAGUUUGGGGGUCAUGUAUAAAAAGAAAGAAUUAUUGACCACCGUGGACAUGAGAUGACAAUUCACUUAUACUUUGAUUUUUAUAUGACUGGUUAUUUUCCGUUGAAGUGUAAUUUAUUCAGAAAUGUGUUAUCUUUAUUGUAAUGCCUACAAAAAAAAACUUACAAAGCUUUAGACGAUUGGUAGAUGUCUUGUGUUUUAUUUGUAAAAUUGUGAAAGUAUUCUUGAAUUCUAUAUAUUAUGAAGAUAUCAUGUCUACAGAAGUUAUCCAUUAAAUUAUGAGUAUAAUGUGACCAAAAGAAGAA